Messenger RNA from Seriola dumerili (greater amberjack), 852 nucleotides. It is a transcript of the gene star2, whose product is annotated as steroidogenic acute regulatory protein, mitochondrial-like. Gene Ontology annotation, biological process: regulation of steroid biosynthetic process; steroid biosynthetic process; intracellular cholesterol transport. NCBI's taxonomy places the organism in Eukaryota, Metazoa, Chordata, Actinopteri, Carangiformes, Carangidae. Gene Ontology annotation, cellular component: mitochondrion; mitochondrial intermembrane space. Gene Ontology annotation, molecular function: cholesterol binding; cholesterol transfer activity. The record is from RefSeq and is a predicted model, not a curated record. The transcript has 7 exons. Bases 1 to 852 code for a protein of 283 amino acids.
AUGCUGCAUGCUGUUGUAAAGCUCUGCUGUGGAAUCUCCUACCCACAUCUGAGGAGUAUGGCAGGACUUCAACGCACAGCUGUGGCAGUGAUAGGCCAGGAGAUCACACACCUGCAGCCAUGGGGACAAAUCCAGCAUCACAUGAGAACACAUGCUGGUUUAAAUUAUAAUGAGCCCAGACCAGAAGAUGCAAAGCCCGUGCCAAUGAAAGAAGAUCAGCUGUUCUAUGUACAACAAGGCCAAGAAGCAAUGAGGAAGGCUCUCAGCAUGUUGCAGGACAAAGAAGAAUGGAAGGUCGAGAUCACAGAGAACAAUGGGGAUGUGAUCUGUAGCAAAGUGAUGCCGGGUGCCAGGAAAGUCUUCCGGCUGGAGGCGGUCCUGGAGGCCGGUGUAGAUGAGCUCUACGACCUGCUGUUUGUCAGAGUGGAGGAGAUGCACAAGUGGAAUCCAGGCAUACAGCAUAUCAAAGUUCUGAAGCACAUUGGACCUGAAACGAUUGUCACUCACGAGGUUUCAGCAGAGACAGCAGGAAAUCUGAUUGGCCAGAGGGAUUUCCUGAGUGUCAGACAUAGUUGCAAACAAAAGUCCAGAGUUUAUCUUGGAGGAGCAGCGAUUCAACUGGACUCGUUCCCACCUCAGGCGGGCUUCGUGAGAGCUGAGGAUGGACCAGGCUGCAUCAUCAUACAGGCUCUGGACGGAGACACAAGAAGAAGUCACUUCACAUGGCUGCUUAAUAUGGACGUGAAGGGCUGGCUGCCAAAGUCCAUUGUCAAUCAGGCUUUGCCCCGUGCACAGCUGGAUUUCACUCGACACCUGCGCAGACAUCUCACAGCGGGCGCCACCCUGGGCUGA